GAAUUGCUGGUCAGGAGAGGAGUAGAGGUCGACGCCGAAUUUCACACGUCCGAUCGUGUCACUCACGGGUCAAGCUUGCGGUCGCUGGCGGAAAUGUCCGGAUACACCCGUUUGCCCAACUCUUUCUCGAACGCCCCUCCGACUUAAUGUGUGGCAUAACGCCAUUGGCUGUGGCGACGAAAUCGGGACAUGAAUGUGCAGUCAGAUUUCUCAUUGAGUCUGGGGCAGAUGUAGAUUUCAGUGCGUGGUGGUCAGAACAGCGAGACCUUUCCCAGCACGUGUACGGCGGGAGGGUUCGAGAACCAGAAAGUCGGAGCAUGCAAGGAGCAGGGAUGCAGAUUUCAAAUUACAACCCUGUGUCUUCUUGGCAUGGGGGUUUUUCUCAGCGCGUGGUGAAGGGUGUUGGUCUUUAGGUGAUGGUUGGACAUAUGUGCGGCUUGUUAGGGCUUCUUGGUAUGAAUGAUAACCCUUUGUAAACAGAAAAUCCUUCCUUU
This is a messenger RNA of Paraphaeosphaeria sporulosa, 494 nucleotides long. RefSeq lists its product as uncharacterized. Bases 147 to 413 code for a protein of 88 amino acids. Lineage: Eukaryota; Fungi; Ascomycota; Dothideomycetes; Pleosporales; Didymosphaeriaceae. The transcript has a single exon. Gene Ontology annotation, molecular function: protein binding. The record is from RefSeq and is a predicted model, not a curated record.